Messenger RNA from Exophiala viscosa, 1794 nucleotides. Its product is annotated as AP endonuclease 2. Bases 1 to 1794 code for a protein of 597 amino acids. Gene Ontology annotation, biological process: base-excision repair. The transcript is spliced from 2 exons. NCBI's taxonomy places the organism in Eukaryota, Fungi, Ascomycota, Eurotiomycetes, Chaetothyriales, Herpotrichiellaceae. Gene Ontology annotation, molecular function: DNA-(apurinic or apyrimidinic site) endonuclease activity; phosphoric diester hydrolase activity; zinc ion binding. The record is from RefSeq and is a predicted model, not a curated record. Gene Ontology annotation, cellular component: nucleus.
AUGGGCCUCCGAAUCGUAACCUGGAAUGUCAACGGCAUCCGCAAUCCUUUCGGGUACCAACCAUGGAGAGAUAAACGAACUUUUGAGGGCAUGUUUGACAUCCUCGAGGCGGACAUAGUUGUGUUUCAAGAGACAAAAAUACAAAGAAAAGAUCUCCGAGAUGAUAUGGUCCUUGUGCCUGGCUGGGACAACUACUGGAGUCUCCCAAAACACAAGAAAGGCUACUCUGGAGUAGUCAUCUACACGAAGAACGCUACCUGCGCCCCCAUUCGAGCAGAAGAAGGCAUUACCGGGAUCCUCACUCCUCCGAAUACUUCUACCAGCUUCCGGGAUCUACCAGACGAAGAACAAAUAGGUGGCUACCCGAAUGCAGAACAGCUCUCAGGAGCCGAUUUUGACCCCGCUACACUCGACGCCGAAGGUAGAUGUGUCAUUCUGGAAUUCCCUGCCUUUGUCCUCAUCGGCACCUACUGUCCUGCAGAAAGAGAUGAGACACGAACGCACUUUCGCACAAGCUUCCUGCGCGUGUUGGAUGCCAGAAUACGAAACCUUGAAAGAGCAGGAAAGAGAGUGGUAUGGACGGGAGACCUCAACAUCUCGCGUGAAGAGAUCGAUACUGCUGCAUCGGAAGAAAGCAUGAGAAAGAAUGGUCUUGAUCCCAUAGAGUGGAUAUCUACACCCGCCAGGAGGAUGCUGAACCAGCUGCUUGUAGGCGGAAAAGUCCACGGACAAAGAGACGAAGGAAGAGAAACAUCGAUCUUAUGGGACAUCUGCCGCGCAUUCCAUCAAGACCGCAAGGGCAUGUACACAUGCUGGGAGACCAAAGUGAAUGCUCGACCAGGCAACUAUGGUGCAAGGAUUGACUAUGUCAUUUGCAGCCAUGAUAUGAAGGAAUGGUUCAGCGAUGCGAACAUUCAGGAGGGUCUCAUGGGCUCAGACCAUUGCCCUGUCUAUGCUGUGUUCAAAGACAAGGUACUGGUGGACGGGGUCGAGAAACACAUAUUGGACAUCGUCAAUCCUCCAGGAAUGUACGAGGACGGCGUGCGCAAAGAGCCUUGGUCGACCAAAUGUCUGCUGCCUAUGUCUGGCAAACUCAUCAAAGAGUUCGACAAGAGACAGAACAUUCGAGACAUGUUUACCCGCAAGCCGUCCUUGCUCAAGUCGAAGAGCACCAUGAGCGAAAUUGGCGAAAGCGGUCUCCCGCCGCCACCACUACCAUCCGCAUCCACAGUCGAAGCCACAACUGCAACGCAGAAUGAUGAGGACCCUGCCCUUUCAAUGACAGUUUCAACUACGUCGACCGUCUCAAAAGCGGUCAAUGGGAAGCGUCCGCACAGGUCGGAUCCUUUUCCACCAGUCAAGAAAGCCAAGACCGCAACACCAGCAUCUCCCAAUGGUAAGGGUCAGCGAACUUUGAAGGGGUUCUUUUCCGCCAAAGCGCCGGCAGCAUCGGGUCCGACAGCAAUUGUAGAUGAAGUCCCCCAGGUUGACGACGCACCCCCCAUGGAGGCAGUAUCCCCAAAUAAGCAGUUACCCGAAGACGAAGCCGCUAAUUUCGCAACGAAACAGACCUGGGGCAAGCUGUUCUCAAGACCAGUCGCUCCGAAAUGCGAGCAUGAUGAACCAUGCAAAACAAUGCUCACGAAGAAACCAGGCAUCAAUUGUGGUCGGUCCUUCUGGAUGUGUAAUCGACCCUUAGGACCAAGUGGAAAACAGGAAAAAGGAUCGCAAUGGCGAUGCGGUACAUUUAUCUGGGCAAGCGAUUGGGAUGCACGUACACCUGAUCCAGGAUGA